Molecule: messenger RNA, 2232 nt
Organism: Pseudo-nitzschia multistriata
Lineage: Eukaryota; Bacillariophyta; Bacillariophyceae; Bacillariales; Bacillariaceae
Source: the annotation of a GenBank genome assembly
CCCCUGCCAAAUGCAUCCGUUGAAGCGUUACAGUACGUACGUACCGAUAGUAGAAAUACUGUAGUAGAAAACACGGAACUACAGUACUUGUACUUCACAAUACGAACGACUGUAAUAGACUAUCUAGUACUGUAAUAUGUACUGUAAUAUCAUUAUUAUUCUCAACCAUCGUAAACAGUAGCAGCCAUGGAGGAACAAAAUGACUCUAUCGUUGUUUAUCUAUGUUCAUACUCGGAAGCAAAAUCAAAAUGAGAAAUAACAGUUUCAUGUUGGCUYUUGCUAUGUGAUCUGCUACCGAUGGCCUGACUUACUGAACGAUUGACCAAUCAAGAAAGAAGAAUCUGUUUUCGCUGCGAUCUCGUACCUACAAMAAGCUAAAGUAUGAAACARGGAAAAUGCGAAAAUGCACCUCUGGCUAUAACAGACACAGAGGCAACAUGGACCUCGGUAUUUGAUGCACCCUGCUGGGUGAGUAGUCUGUAUUUUUCUGCUCCAAUGUCAGGAAAAGGCGAUUGGGAGUUUCGCAAUGGAACCCAUGACGAGGGAAGUAGAAGCGAAGAUAUCUGUCGUUGCCCGGAAGAUACGGCAGAAAUUCGGAAGGAAAAGCAAGAAGUUCUUGGGUGGACAUUCGAUUCCUGCGCUCGGGGAGUGACCGUAAUGGGGACUGCGGUUUUUGUCAGCUCUGAUCUACUACGAUUAGCUAAAGAAGCAGCAGGUUGUAUCGAUCCGGAUGAAGAAUGUACAGGAAGAAUAUAUGGGAUGCGCCCGUCUUCGAUUCUAACAAACAUUGUAAUGUUAGUAGGGUUGUUGAGUGCCUUUGUGAUGCCGUUGAUUGGAGCGGUUAUUGACCACACAAAUUAUCGAAGAGCAGUCGGGAGUCUUUCUGCUGGCUUCAUGGCUGUUACGAUACUUUUACAAAUGCUGAUAAUGGAGGAUUAUUGGUUUAUAGCAGCGAUAUUGCAGAUCGUCGUUGCCUUUUCUUAUACUGUACACCUGUGUGCGGUUUAUGCUUAUCUGCCAGAGCUCACUUCCGAUCAUGAGAAACUCACGGAAUAUACAACACGGUUUACGGCCGCUCAAUACUUGGGGAGUGUCGCAUUUCUCCUUAUUAUGAUAGGAAUACUUUCCACGGUGAAUCGCGACGAUAGAUUCAGCGCAACGCUGCUUUCGCAAUCUUUAGUUUUCAGUGUGUGCUUUGUAUUAUUUGGCUACGCAUGGACAGUGUUAUUUCAACCUCGGCCGGCUUCGCAGCAAGUUCCAUCAAAUGAAUCAUUGGUAUCUGCGGGCUUUCGGAAGAUUUACAAAACAGCGCAAACGAUAUUGUUACAUCACUCCGCCAUCAAAUGGUUUCUAGUCUCAGUCGCCUUCACAGAAGCUGCAACAACAGCAUUUACAACGAUAGCAAUUACUUAUAUGACAGAAAUGCUCGGAUUCAGUGCAAAAGAAAAUGGAAUCGCGAUAUUGAUCCUUUUGAUUUUCGGAGUACCUGGUGCAAGGAUUGCAGCAUACCUUUCGGCGACUUUCAAUCCAAUCAGAAGCCUUCAACUGAAUCUURUUUUCUGGAUUUGCAGUAUUGUCUUUGCUUCCCUGCUGUUAUACAAACCGGAUCAGCACGCCAGAGCGUACCUGUUUGCUGUGGUAUGGGGACUUUCGAUAGGCUGGGUAUAUCCGACCGAAAAGACCCUUUAUGUAACCAUUAUUCCGCGUGGACAGGAAGCAGAGCUCAUGGGAACGUAUAUAUGUUGCUGUCAGAUCCUAUCGUGGUUGCCACCCUUGAUCUUCUCUGCGAUGAACGAAACAGGAUUUUCGCUGCAAAUAGGACUUGCGACAUUAAGCUUAUAUUUUUUGACGAGUUUGUGUAUAUUAUUUUUYGUCGGAGACUAUGGUGAGGCUGUAUUGCAUGCAAAGAAUAAUGACAAAGGGUGCAUUCCUUUUACUGUUAAUGAAAAGGAAGAUAUGGGAGCAGCCAUYGGAGCAUGCUACGAACAGUUUACGGAAGAAACAAURUGCGAUCCCGGAGGUUCUACAUUGCCAGAGAGCGACCGAGCGCAAAGUGAAAUAAGCAGAAACAAUUAUUCGAGUCACCGAAUAUAGUAACUGAAUUUCAUGUAUUCAUACGAAUGGCAAGUUCGCUGUAAUAUUUAUGAUUGUCAAUAGUAGAAAUCUAAUUAUUCAAAUUGGACUAUCUGUACGACAGUUUCGCUGAUAUUACAAUACAGUAUCAUAAGAUAC